This is a messenger RNA of Coniophora puteana RWD-64-598 SS2, 2356 nucleotides long. RefSeq names its product heat shock protein. The transcript is spliced from 8 exons. Gene Ontology annotation, biological process: cellular response to unfolded protein; protein refolding. Bases 52 to 2049 code for a protein of 665 amino acids. Gene Ontology annotation, molecular function: ATP binding; heat shock protein binding; misfolded protein binding. Gene Ontology annotation, cellular component: mitochondrion; cytoplasm. Lineage: Eukaryota; Fungi; Basidiomycota; Agaricomycetes; Boletales; Coniophoraceae. The record is from RefSeq and is a predicted model, not a curated record.
CGCUCUUCACUUCCUUCCUCCUCGUCCCCUUCCCCGUCUUCGUCGUCCAUCAUGUUUGCCGCUGCUCGUUCCCUCCGCACCGCUGUUGCCCGCACUGGCAACUAUGCUGGUCUCCCGCGGUCCAUGAUUGCCCGGAACAUGAAUUCGAAGGUCAACGGCCCCGUCGUUGGUAUUGACUUGGGUACCACGAACUCUUGUGUCUCCGUCAUGGAGGGCAAGUCCUCGCGCGUCAUUGAGAACGCGGAAGGUGCCCGGACGACUCCCUCUGUCGUCGCCUUCACCAAGCACGGCGAGCGUCUUGUCGGUCUCCCGGCCAAGCGUCAGGCCGUCGUGAACUCCACCAACACCGUCUUCGCCUUUAAGCGCCUGGUUGGUCGUCAAUUCAAGGACAAGGAAGUUCAGGAGGACAUCAAGCAUUGGCCAUUCAAGGUUGUUCCGAAGAGCGACGGUCGCCCAGCCGUCGAGGUCCAGAACGGCGACAAAAUUUCUCAGUUCUCCUCAGAGGAGCUCUCCGCAAUGGUCCUCUCGAAGAUGCGUGACACGGCAGAGCAGUACUUGAACAAGAAAGUCAACCACGCCGUUAUCACUGUGCCUGCUUACUUCAACGACGCUCAGCGGCAAGCGACCAAGAACGCUGGUCAGAUCGCUGGCCUCGAUGUGCUGCGUGUUAUCAACGAGCCCACCGCUGCCGCACUGGCUUAUGGUCUUGACCGCGCUGACAACUCGGUUAUCGCUGUCUACGACCUUGGCGGUGGUACCUUCGAUAUUUCCAUCCUGGAGAUGCAGAAGGGUGUCUUCGAAGUCAAGUCCACGAACGGUGACACUCACCUUGGCGGCGAGGACUUCGACAUCACCCUCCUGAACCACAUCCUCAACGAGUUCAAGAAGGAGUCUGGUAUCGACCUCAGCCAGGACCGCAUGGCCAUUCAGCGUAUACGCGAGGCCGCCGAGAAGGCGAAGAUCGAGCUCUCGUCGACUUCCCAGACGGAGGUCAACCUUCCCUUCAUCACCGCCGAUGCCUCCGGACCCAAGCACAUCAACCUCAAGCUCAACCGGUCGCAGUUCGAGACUCUCGUCAACCCCCUUCUCCAGCGCACGAUCGACCCGUGCAAGAAGGCGUUGACUGACGCCGGUGUCAAGGCCAGCGAGAUCAAUGAGGUCAUCCUCGUCGGUGGCAUGACGCGCAUGCCCAAGGUCAACGAGAUUGUCAAGUCCAUCUUCGGCCGUGACCCCAGCAAGGGUGUGAACCCCGAUGAGGCCGUCGCUAUUGGUGCCUCGAUCCAGGGCGGUGUCCUCGCCGGUAACGUCACUGACAUUCUGCUCCUCGAUGUUACUCCUCUGUCUCUUGGUAUUGAGACCCUUGGUGGCAUCAUGACCAAGCUCAUCAGCCGAAACACGACUAUCCCGACCAAGAAGUCCCAGGUCUUCUCGACGGCUGCUGAUGGCCAGACUGCCAUCGAGGUCAAGAUCUACCAGGGUGAACGUGAGCUCGUCCGCGACAACAAGCUCCUUGGCAACUUCAACCUUGUCGGUAUACCCCCUGCACCCAAGGGCGUUCCUCAAAUCGAGAUCACCUUCGACAUCGACGCCGAUGGUAUCGUCAACGUGUCGGCCAAGGACAAGGCUACAAACAAGGACCAGAGCAUGACCAUUGCUUCGUCGUCCGGUCUCUCCGACAAGGACAUCGAGCGCAUGGUUGCCGAGUCGGAGCAGUACGCUGAGUCCGACAAGGAGCGUCGUGCUCUCAUCGAGGAGGGCAACAAGGGCGAGAGCGUCUGCUCUGACACUGAGAAGGCCAUGAACGAGUUCAAGGAGCAGCUCGAUGCCACCGAGAAGGAGAAGGUCAGCAAGCUCGUCGCCGAGCUUCGUGAGAUCGCCGCCAAGGGCCAACAGGGCGACGCUUCCGUCACCGCCGACCAGAUCCGGGAGAAGAUCAACGAGACCCAGCAGGCCUCGCUGGGCCUCUUCCAGAAAGUGUACGAGAAGCGCAACGCCGAGGGUGCCUCGAACGAGUCGUCGAGCACCGAGAACCAGGAGAAGAAGGACUAAGGGCUGAACGCUGUCGUCCUCCGUGACUCCCUUUCCUUUUCUUCGUGUUCUGUCGGUUUCCUUCUUUCUAUCGGCUGUCUCUGCUCGAUCAUUCCGUUGCUCUCUCAUCAUCAUUGCAUGUUCUCGCAUUAUGCAUCGUCAUCUUUAGAUAUUAUGUCCAGAAAAGUAACAUCAUCUCGCUAUUCGUUCAUGCCUUACGUACAUUACUUGCAUAUUACUCACUUAUAGAGUUGGUUGCUUUAGUCUGUAGCCAAUAUUACGCUCACCUCAUCCCCCGCUCAGUGUCAAUACACAUAAUUGACUAACG